ACGGGAGUGUGUGCCGCGUGCGAUUGUUUGGGCAUGUUUCUGCUCCGACCACGUGAACCUCUGCUAUGUGGUUUGAAGCGUUUUGAAGCUCCUGCGAAAGUGCCAGGUUCAUCCUUUGAUGGAUGACCUUCCUCCGACAUAUCUGAGGCACGGGUUCACCACGACUUGAAAGAGGAACCUCGUCCCAUUCAUGCUGACUGAGGUGCGGCUAGAAGCCUUCUCUGACAACAGCGGGAAGCUACAGCUCUCCCUGCAGGAGAUCAUAGAAUGGCUGACAGCCAAGGACGAGGAGCUUUCGGAGCAGCUGCCCAUAGGAGGCGACGUGGGCGCCGUCCAGCACCAGAGGGAGUUCCACCAGGCGUUCAUGGAGGAUGUCAAGUCUCGCGGGCCGUUUAUCUACUCUGUCUUGGAGUCUGCCCAGGCUUUCCUGGCUCAGCACCCCUUCCAGGAGCCGGAGGAGACCCUGACCGAUGGAAAAGAGGUGUCUCCACGUCGGCGGAUCUUGAAUGUGAGCCGCUCGGUAUGGAAGCAGGCCAACGUGGCCAGUGACCUGUGGGAAAAACUGACGGCACGCUGCGUGGACCGCCAUAGACACAUGGAGAGGACAUUGGAGCGUCUCCUUCAGAUCCAGGCAGCGAUGGAGGAGCUGGCGGGGGCCCUUGAGCAGGCAGAAGGGGUGAGAGAUGCCUGGGAGCCUGUUGGAGACCUCUUCAUAGACUCUCUGCAGGACCACAUAGACGCAACCAAGUUAUUUAAGGAGGAACUGACCCAGGUGAAGGAAGGCAUGAAGCAAAUCAAUGACCUAGCCCACCAGCUGGCCAUCUCCGAUGUCCAUUUGUCGAUGGAGAACGCCCGUGCCCUGGAGCAUCUCAACAGCAGAUGGAAAGUGCUUCAGGGUUCCAUAGAGGAGCGGCUGAAGCAGCUCCAGGAUGCACAUAGAGACUUUGGCCCUGGGUCGCAGCACUUCCUUUCCAGUUCAGUGCAGAUACCGUGGGAGCGUGCCAUCUCCCCGAACAAAGUGCCCUACUACAUCAACCACCAGGCCCAGACAACUUGCUGGGACCAUCCAAAGAUGACAGAACUGUACCAGGCGCUAGCGGAUCUGAACAACAUCAAGUUCUCAGCAUACAGAACAGCUAUGAAGCUGCGGCGGGUGCAGAAGGCUCUGAGGCUGGAUCUGGUGGCGCUGAGCAGCCUCGUGGAGGUGUUCCGGGAGCAGGAGCUGCAGCAGGGAGAGCAUGUGAUGGAUGUGGUGGAGGUGAUUCACGGCCUCACGGCGCUGUACGAGAGGCUGGAGGAGGAGAGGUCCAUCCUGGUCAACAUUCCACUCUGCGUUGAUAUGUGUCUCAACUGGCUGCUCAACGUCUAUGACAGCGCUCGAAACGGCAAAAUGCGGGUUCUCAGCUUCAAAAUGGGACUGGUGAGCCUGUGCAACGCAGACGUCCAGGAGAAGUACAAAUACUUAUUCCGGCAGGUGUCCGGUAGUGGAGGUUUGACAGACCAGCGUCACCUCAGCCUGCUGCUCCACGAAGCCAUCCAGAUCCCGCGCCAGCUGGGUGAAGUCGCUGCUUUCGGGGGCAGCAACGUGGAGCCAAGUGUCCGUAGCUGCUUCCGCAUGGCCCCUGGGAAACCUGCCAUCGAGGUGUCUCACUUCCUGGAAUGGAUGAGCCUUGAGCCCCAGUCGAUGGUUUGGCUGCCUGUCCUCCACCGCGUGGCUGCUGCAGAGUCCACCAAGCACCAGGCCAAAUGCUACGUCUGCAAACAAUGUCCCAUCAAGGGCUUCAGGUAUCGCAGUCUGAAGCAGUUCAAUGUGGACAUCUGCCAAACAUGUUUUCUAACUGGCCGCACAAGCAAGGGAAAGAAGCUGCACUACCCCAUCAUGGAGUACUACACCCCAACAACCUCGGGAGAGAAGAUGAGGGACUUCGCCAAGACUCUGAAGAAUAAGUUCAGGUCAAAGCAGUACUUCACCAAGCACCCACAGAGAGGUUACCUGCCAGUGCAAUCUGUGCUCGAGGCUGAGAGCUCGGAGACACCGUGCUCCUCACCCAAGCUGCCCCAUGCGGACACGCACAGCAGGAUUGAACAUUACGCCAGCAGACUGGCAGAAAUGGAGAGCCAGAAUUGUUCGUUCUUCACGGAUAGCCUGUCUCCUGAUGAAAGCCUGGAUGAAGAUCAGUACCUCCUGCGUCACUCCAGCCCAGCCCUGGACCAUGACUCUCCCUGCGGACAGCACAUGCUGCUGGCUCACCUGGAGCACCAGGACAAGGAGCAGCUCCAGCGCACCCUGGCCCGCCUGGAGAACGAGAACAGGGUGCUGCAGGGCGAGUACAGGCGGCUCAAGUGGAAACACGAGGAGGCGGCGUCAGUUCCCAUGCUGACUGAGGCGGGAGAGGGCGGCCCGGGCUCGCCCACGGCGGAAGGGCAGCAGGAUGAGGAGCUCCUGGCCGAGGCACGGGUCCUCCGGCAGCACAAGACGCGCCUGGAGACCCGCAUGCAGAUCCUGGAGGACCACAACAAACAGCUAGAGUCCCAGCUGCGCAGGCUCAGGGAGCUGCUGCUACAGCCCAAAGACGAUUCCGAGGCCAACGGAUCAGAGCCGUCGACCUUGUCUUCCCCCGUGUCUGGGGGGGGGCACCACGGUGAGCCAGCCAGCAGAGAGACCACCGACACCGAAGCAGCAGGAGAUGAUUUGGAGCACGAGCAGGAUACGGUGCUGCAGCUCCAGGAGGUCAUAGAGCAGCUGAGAAACGUCUUCCCGUCAGAACCGGGCACCACAUCACACAUCUAACACCGAGUGGUCCCGGAGGAGAAGAGCGAAAGCCUGACAGGACGCCUGACGGCGGAGGGCGGGGCUCCACGCGGCCGAGGUCGGGCCACAGCGCGGCAGGCCUUCUGACCACUGCAGCAGCUACGAUACUCUGAGCUAACCCUCGACUGGAAACUCUGUGCACUAAAAGCCUUUUUCACGCAAACUGCUAAAGGCUCAUGCUGAUGUCCUUUUGGCCGGGCUGUGCUUUCGCGAAACUUCGGCGGCACCGCCUGACACCGUGUUAAUGAGCCAAAGGAAACUAAUGUUAACAGCAGGUCAGGGAGAGAAAACUGCCCAGCCAAGACACUGUGCUAACCAGUAUCUGUGUAGUCCUUUGAAGGUGUGAAGCUUUAUAUCAAUCCACAGCACAAAUCGGACCUUCCGUUAAAAAAAAAAAAGAAAAAAGAAAGAAAAAGAAAGGAUAUCCUCUUGUUUUCGUCAAAAUGUCCGUACGUUGUGUGUGUUUUAUUUCCUUACACGUGUUGCCAUGGUUGCUAUUUUUGAAAUUUAAAGGGAGGCGGUUGAAUUAAAGCCCAAAGUGGCGAAUGAGAGCGUUUAAACUAGACCGGGGGCUGGGCCGACCGCAUCUGAUGUGGCUGACGUGGUGCAGAUUGUCAGGGAGUUGACAGCACCCACAAUGCGCUUAUUUACUGUGCGAGAAUGACACAUCAUCAGUUAAAUCCAUGAUUUAUUUAAGACAGCCAAAGUGCCCGCUAGCACAGCGCCUCUGUAUGCACAUACACACUGUGUUCCUCUAAUCCCCUAAAACUGCUUGUCGCUGUCAUCGCUCGCCUCUCUCUAAGUGAGCCCCUUCCACCCAGACAAAGCCAAUUGCACUCGACGUACGUGCGCGCACACAUGCACAGAGGUAUAUGCUGCUACACACACACGCUCCCUAUUUACGACGCAGCCUCCACGCGUUGUGCACACGAGUGGAUCCCUGCAUGAUCAAUAACGUUUUUCUGCACUGCAUAAGCUACACGCGGCUUACGCGCGCGCUCAUGACAAGUUCCAUUUCAUCUAUUGCGGGACUUGUGCGAUUUUCUCAGUUUCGAGCCGGUUUGCAUUGAGACUGGGAUUGAGUUUCAUUGAGGAAAUGUCUGGCGAUAAAUAUCAGCAUGCGGACCUCCUCUCUGGGAUCUUUAUGUACCUCCCGCUGUGUGCAGAGAAAGAGGAAGACAGAGAUCCGGGCUGAGGCUCGCUUUCUUUCUGCCAGGCCAGCACCAGACUCCAUCUCCAUCCUUAAUAAUCCCAUGCAGAUCUGAAAAGAAUGGUAGCCAUUAACAUGUCCGUGUGUUUCUUCCCUUGCUAACGAACGCUUAAUUGCUUUUAGAUUUACAAAAGGACGUGUGGUUGAAGCGGCUUUGGCCUCGUCGCAUCAGGGUCAUCCGACAUAGCACAGUCAGUUUAUGCCUUAAACCGAGCAGAAUCCAUAUAAGACAACACUUAGCCUUUCUGCAAUUUUUUUUAUUUUUUUUUUUUUUAGUUUAGUUUACAUUCAGGGAAGGAGGUUGCAUCAGAUGUUUGUGCAGCAAUGUCUGUCAACGCCAGCGCGGGCCUGUGGUUGAUAGGAAGCAACAGGACAGCGUGGAUCGGAACAUGUGAACACCCGUAAGUUGCAGCCAGUUAAAUGAGGCAACCAGUGAUGCCGGGGGUUGCUCGGAGGGACUAAAGAUCUGAGAGACGAGAGAGGAAGUGUAGAAAGAAAAAAAAAAAAACAAUGCGUUUUAUUGCUUGAGGGCUGGUGGGAGAGAUCCACUUUGAUGUGCCUGCCACGGCGAAAUCUCCAGAAGCAGGUCCAGAGUUUGCCUGGAACAGCGAAGCUCCGGCUCUGUGAGAUUCUCUGCAAUCACAUCACAUAAUUCUCACAGGAAAGACCGAUGCACGCGGUGAGGGAUCCUGCCGAAAUCUUUAAAAAAAAAAAAAAAAGAAAAAAAAAGCACUCUGACCUCACAUCCAUGAGUUUGAGACCCAUGCGCUGCAUUCAUUAUGGGCUCCCCCUUCGGGCACGUAGCACUCACAUUUGACACCAUCCUUCUCAGCGCACGCUGCUGGUUGCGUUUGAUACUGUUGCUAGGGAACUAUCCCCAAGGACGGGGUUCCACAGGUUUGUGAGUCGGAAAAGUGAUGCGUCGUUCAUAAUACGAAUGCUAAUAGCCUUAAGGGAAGCAAGAGAGAGUGCCUUGGUUCCCGAAGUCUCCUUUUCUUAACUUCCACCUCCACUGAAGCCUGCCGCCGCUGAGCUGCUGCGGAUACUUAUUAGUUGUCGCAUCCGCGUCUGCAUCAUCAGCACCACUUAAGAAUUUGUUUUGUCGAAGCUCUCGCGAGUCGGAACAAAGGGCGGCCGCUCGGUGUGUGGGAGAAAGGAAAGCCUUGACGAACGGCGUUCGCUCAUCGACAUUUCUCCGUCAGUAUUUACGCAUCUCGUUACACGCCCGUGAUUAUCCAUCACCCUCAGUGUAACAAGUGAGUGACAGGUUGUGUAAAAGAAGGAGAGGCAUUCCCCUUAGGGCUGUGUGUCAGCAUUUGUCAUGUUUAUUAUUUUUAGAGGCGGCCCAAUCACAUAAACUCAGCACGUGGUGAAUACAUCAGUUACAUUAUCGCCCUCGGUUUGUGGCCGCGUCUCACCCUGCUGCUGUUUGACACCUCCACCCGAUCCGGCUGCAGGAGAGUCGCAGAGCGAGUCUCCUCUCUGCGUGACUGCGCCAUCGUCCGAGGUCUGAUCCACGAGCUAAUUUCUAUAUUGCUUCUGGCUCCCUUUAUCACCCUCCACACCCACUAACACACACACACACACCCUACUCCCUGUGGCAUGACUGAAGCUGUGUGAUUGAAGUAAAAGACUCUCCGCAGAGGCAAGAGUCCCUAUCGCUGCAUUAAGUCGGUCAACAUGCACACGGCCCCGUCAUUACUCUCCUGCCUUUGCAUCACACCCUCCCCUCUGCCUUUGUGCAUCAUUUGAACAUGUAACAAGGACACACACACACACUUGUACGUAACACAAAACAUACCAGGGCACCUAACCUCGAACAAGGUGUUGAUAACACUAACAUAUGAACACUCAUACCUUACUGGUGAAUUGAGUUAUUUAUUAAUAUAUAUAUUUUUUUUAAUCACCAUUAAUAUACCUCAUAAAUCAUUCAAGUGUUUAUUGUUUAACGGUUUUUGGUUUUCUUUCUCUCUGUCCAGAACUCAAACACUUCUUGCUGUCUUUUCUCUGGAGUUUUUAAUCUGUAAAAAACAAAAACAAACAAAAAAAAAGUUUUCUGAAGAAAAGGCUUUUUACUGUAAUAACAAGUGGGUUACUGGCUGCUUUCUACCCUUUGUGUACAGAAAUAAAAAAAAAGACUUUGUAUUUGGCAAA
Mugil cephalus (flathead mullet) is the source of this 6176-nucleotide messenger RNA. RefSeq names its product dystrophin related protein 2 (gene drp2). NCBI's taxonomy places the organism in Eukaryota, Metazoa, Chordata, Actinopteri, Mugiliformes, Mugilidae. Gene Ontology annotation, molecular function: zinc ion binding; protein binding. The transcript is spliced from 23 exons. Gene Ontology annotation, biological process: synaptic signaling. Gene Ontology annotation, cellular component: plasma membrane. The record is from RefSeq and is a predicted model, not a curated record. Bases 191 to 2791 code for a protein of 866 amino acids.